AUGCGGCAGCAUGGCAUCAACGCAGAGAAGACCUAUAUGCCACACGGGUUCCUCGAGUUCAAUGAGCAGCUCAUCCUCGGCUACUUUGAGGGUUCGAAGAUCAGCUCAUCCUCAUUCCUCAUCUCCAACAGUACCAGAUUCCUGGUGCACCGGUACGAGUUGGAGGUCCUAGCGAUCGCCUGCGAGACCGUCUCCCUUUUCCGCGGGAAGAAGUUCACGCUGCAGCAGGGCAAGCAGGAGUGCAUGAAGCCGGCCCCCGACAAGUACCCAACCCUGGACACUCUGUUUGGACUACAAGAGCAUGACGGCUUCUGCUACGUCUGCCAGAAGUACUAUGCCAGCUAUGCCGUGGUGCGAGACCACAAGAGCCUGACACACGUCGGCCUCCAGUGCCACUGGGGCACUUGUGCCACCACUACCACUACCGAGGCCGAUAUGAAAACCCAUAUCAUGCAGCAUAACAAUGAUGCCGGAGCACCUUUACUUGUCCUUGGGCUCGUCUACGCUGCCCACUUCAUCCACGUCCGAGCCACAACGUACGGAGCAUUUGGCAGACAGUAA
This is a messenger RNA of Anthostomella pinea, 561 nucleotides long. Lineage: Eukaryota; Fungi; Ascomycota; Sordariomycetes; Xylariales; Xylariaceae. The record is from the annotation of a GenBank genome assembly.